Thermothielavioides terrestris NRRL 8126 is the source of this 2904-nucleotide messenger RNA. RefSeq lists its product as uncharacterized. Gene Ontology annotation, molecular function: protein binding; ADP binding. Bases 1 to 2904 code for a protein of 967 amino acids. The record is from RefSeq and is a predicted model, not a curated record. Lineage: Eukaryota; Fungi; Ascomycota; Sordariomycetes; Sordariales; Chaetomiaceae. The transcript is spliced from 7 exons.
AUGCCACAAUUCCUCCGCCUGCGGCGGAAAGUCGCGACAACUGGAUCGGCGGCUCAGCAAAGCCAGCCAGAGUCAUCACCCGCUGCGGCCUCGUCUUCGAAGGCUUUCCCCUCAGGCAUUAAGCCUCUUUGCAGCCCGGCAGGCGCCAUCGUCGACAUCGUCUUUGUCCACGGCCUGAAUGGCGAUCGCGAGAAGACAUGGACCGCCAGCGGCGCGCCCGAGCCGUGGCCCAAGGCCCUUCUCCCGUCCGAGCUCCCGAUGGCGCGCAUCCUCACAUUCGGAUACGAUGCAAACGUGACGGACUUGGGGGGCAUGGUGUCGGAGAAUCGGAUUGGCGACCAUGCGUGGAAUCUUCUGACGUCUCUCGUGUCGUACCGAGAUAGGGAUGAUACGGCACUGUCCACAUCCAAACAGCGACCGGAACCACACCACAGCGUUUUCCGGUUGACCCGCGGCAUCGCGUUUCUCGGGACACCGCACCACGGGUCAGGGCUGGCACGAUGGGCCGAGCGGCUGUCGCGAUUCAUCGGGAUCAUCAAGCAGACGAACGUACAAAUCGUUGAGGUGCUCAACCGCGACUCAGAGGUGCUCGCGCGGAUCCAGGACAGUUUCCACACCAUGGUCCAAGCGCGUGACAGGGAGGGCCAGAGGAUCGAGAUCAGCUGCUUUUUCGAGGAGCUGCCUCUGCCAGGCAUCGGCCAGGUUGUGCCGCCGGAGUCAGCGAAACUGCCUGGGUAUAUUCCAAUCGGGAUCCACAGCGACCACAUGGGCAUGACCAAAUUCGCCAGCGCGGAUGACCCGGGGUUUCAGGCAGUUUGCGGAGAGCUUCGUCGAGUAGUCCUCGUGCCAUACACCUGCAAUCCCGACUUCGUCGAGCGCUCCGAUAUCCUCGAAAAGCUCAAGGACCAACUCGGCCACAGGCAGCGGCCGAGCAAGUUCCACUUGAGAGCCGCACUGUACGGCUUGGGAGGCAUCGGGAAAACGCAAAUCGCACUGGCAUACGCGUACUGGCUGCAAGAGGAGUGUCCAGAUGUAUCGGUCUUCUGGGUCCACGCGAGUAGCGAAGAACGGUUCCGUCAGUCAUACGCAUCGAUUGCACAAGAAUGCCACGUCCCUGGCUACGACGAUCCCAAGGCGGACGUGCUGCCACUGCUGAAGAGAUGGCUGGAGAGGAAGGAUCGCGGCAGGUGGCUGAUGGUGAUCGACAAUGCGGAUGAUACGCAGCUCAUCAGCGGGCCGGGAGGGCUUAUGCAGCACGUUCCCGAAUGCGCGCACGGGUCUGUUCUCGUGACGACGAGGAACAAGCAGGCAGGCUCGAGGCUCACAAGGAGCGGCCGACUCAUUGAGGUCAAGGAAAUGGACGACAGCGAGUCGAAAGAGCUACUCGAGAAGAAGCUCGAGGAGCACACAAUCGAUCCCGACGACUUGUCUACACUUGCAGCUCGGCUGGAGCACCUGCCGCUCGCACUGGUCCAGGCGGCUGCUUUUAUGCAGGAGAAGUCGGUGCCGAUCAGUGGGUAUCUCGAGCUGCUGGAGAAGAGCGACCAAAACCUCGUGGAUCUGCUUAGCCAGGACUUUGAGACCGUCGGACGAGACUCGGAGACGCCUCGGGCAGUGACAGAGACGUGGAUUCUGUCGUUUGAUCAGAUUCAGCGGCGGAACCCCUUCGCGGCUGACCUUCUCUCCAUCAUGGGCCUCCUGGACCGGCACGCCAUUCCGUUGGAGUUCCUAUCCAGCUAUAGCAGCCACCAGACAGAGCAGCAGGCAACGGGAGAAGUACAGCUCACGGAGGCCCUGGGGCUUCUGAAGGCGUUUUCUUUCGUGGUACAGAAGAGGGACCAUGGUUUGGACAUGCACCGGCUCGUGCAGUUGGUGACGCGGAAGUGGCUUGUCCAGAAGGGCAGGAUGAGGCACUUUGCCGGGCAGGCACUGUUGACAGUGUCGCGCUGCUACCCAUUCUGGUCAUUUAAGAAUUGGGCAGUGUGUAGCGCAUACCUCGCGCACGCAUAUGCUGUGCUUGGCCGGGAAGGCACCGGUUCGAGGGACGAGAAACUCGGGAAGGCGCAUCUUCUGGACCGUGUUGCGGCAUUCCUCCUUUCCCGAGGUACGCUCGAAAGUGCUACGACGUUCCAGGUUGAGGCUGUUGAGCUACUCAAGGAAGUCCUUGGGGCCGAUCAUCUCGAUACGCUGAAUAGCAUGUUGAAACUGGGGUCAACCUAUUUGACCCAGGUCCAGGUGGAGGAAGGCAAGAUCAUGUGGGUGCAGGUGACGGAGACUAUCAAGAUGAUGCUCGGGGCCGAUCAUUCCGAUACACUAAGCAACAUGGCGAACCUGGCGCCGACGUGCUGGAAGUUGGGCCGGUUGGAGGAGGCUGAGAAGCUGCUUAUACAGGUGAUGGAGAAUUUCAAGACGAAGCUUGGGGCCGAUCAUUUCAUGACGCUAACUAGCAUGGCGAAGCUGGCGUCAACAUACCGGGAACAGGGACGAUGGGAGGAGGCCGAGAAGCUGGAUUUGCAGGUGAUGGAGACUUGCAAGACGAAGCUCGUGGCCGAUGAUCUCGAUAUGCUGAAUAGCAUUGGGUAUCUGGCGUACCUGUACCUGGGCCAGGUCUCGACGGAGGAUACCAAGAAGCUUAUUGUGCAGUGGUUCGAGAUCCCGGAGACGAAGCUCGGGGCCGAUCAUCCCAACCUACUAACCAGCAUUGAGAACCUGAGGUCGACAGCCAUAACGGAUCUCGCCUUGAUUUGGAAGUGCAUGGGUCGUUGCGAAGACGCUCUUCGCCUACUCGCAACUUGCCUUGAUCUCCGGCAACAGGCAUUGGGCGUAGGCCAUCCACACACAGCGUCGACGCUGUCAACUCCGAAGGCGUGGCGGGAGGAGAACGAACAACUACUAGUAGAGUAG